AUGGUCAAAAUCCCCGAUAGCUUUACCCAGGCUAUUCUGAAAGAGCAAGACAAGUACGAAGGCAGGUAUCUCGACGAUAAUAUCGUUUCCGCAUUACCAAAAGGCGCAAGCAUAGACCUAGUCCGCACCAUAGGCGCAACACACUGGUCGAUACUAACCAAGAUCGACACUACCAUCUCCAGCAGACCACAGUCCUUCUUCCUGAAAGAAUACCGCGACACAAACGCGAAACACAUGGUCAAAGCCGAGUACGAGUCAACAGCUGCUUUGUACGCCGCGGUACCGAACCACGUGCCUCGACCAUAUGCAUAUGGUUGUUUCGCAUCGGACUCGCAGCGCUUCUUCUAUCUCCAGUCUUUCUGCGAUAUGGAAGAUGCGCCUGUGUAUGCGGACAAGGCCACAGCCGCAUCUAUGAAGCCGUUUGUCGAGGAGUUUGUUGGCGUACUGGCUGAAGUGCAUAGUAAUGAGUCGCCAACAGGGAAGUUUGGGUUUCAUAUCGACACCUUCCAGGGAAACGUCGUUAAUUACAACCGAUGGUGCGAUACUUGGGAAGAGUACUUCAGCCGCAACUUACGCUGUCUUAUAGACCUGGAGCGUUCGAUACAUGGUGAAGAUCCGGAAAUGGAUGCUCUAUCCGCGGAGAUUAUGACGAAGCCGCAAGAGGACUACGACGACAGGAACGAACUCUACGCAGUUCUCAUGUUGCUGGAAACAGAACAAGACUACUCGACAGUUGGCGAUUGA
Messenger RNA from Alternaria novae-zelandiae, 744 nucleotides. RefSeq lists its product as uncharacterized. Lineage: Eukaryota; Fungi; Ascomycota; Dothideomycetes; Pleosporales; Pleosporaceae. The transcript is spliced from 6 exons. The coding region runs from base 1 to 744 and encodes 247 amino acids. The record is from RefSeq and is a predicted model, not a curated record.